AUGUCCCCACCAGCAAUCAUAGCGCCCUCAAUCCUAAGCGCCGACUUCGCCACACUGGGCAGCGAAUGUUCAACGAAGAUCGAGCAGGGCGCCGACUGGCUGCACGUCGACAUCAUGGACGGCCAUUUCGUCCCCAACAUCACCUUUGGCGCGCCCGUCGUCACCAAGAUCCGCUCGCACGUCCACAGGCCCGCGCACCCAAAUGGCAAGGGCACGUUUGAUUGCCAUAUGAUGAUUGCAGAGCCGCACAAAUGGGUAAAAGACUUCAAAGACGCCGGCUGCGACCUAUACUGCUUCCACUACGAGGCGGCCGUCUCCUCCGUCGCUGCCACAGAGCCCGCCGACGCAACGACAACCCGCAAGACGAGCCCCAAGGAGCUCAUCCGGUAUAUCCACGAGCAGGGGAUGCAGGCGGGCAUCGCGAUCAAGCCGGAUACGCCCGUCGAUGUGCUGUGGGAUAUUCUGGCGAAUGAGGACGACAAGGAGAGGCCGGAUAUGGUCCUAGUAAUGACCGUCCACCCGGGCUUCGGCGGCCAGAAAUUCAUGGCGUCCGAGCUCCCCAAAGUCCGCGCCCUGCGCGAGCGAUAUCCCGAUCUGAACAUCGAAGUCGACGGCGGACUGGGCCUGGGCACAAUCGACCAGGCUGCGGAAGCCGGCGCCAACGUUAUUGUCGCUGGGUCGGCGGUCUUUGGCGCGCAGGACCCGGCCGACGUGAUUGCGAAAUUACGCGAGGCGGUUGAGAAGCAUAGGAAAUGA
Aspergillus calidoustus is the source of this 756-nucleotide messenger RNA. The record is from the annotation of a GenBank genome assembly. Lineage: Eukaryota; Fungi; Ascomycota; Eurotiomycetes; Eurotiales; Aspergillaceae.